This is a messenger RNA of Sphaerodactylus townsendi, 4277 nucleotides long. RefSeq names its product N-acyl phosphatidylethanolamine phospholipase D (gene NAPEPLD). The coding region runs from base 266 to 1492 and encodes 408 amino acids. The transcript has 5 exons. Gene Ontology annotation, biological process: N-acylphosphatidylethanolamine metabolic process; N-acylethanolamine metabolic process. The record is from RefSeq and is a predicted model, not a curated record. NCBI's taxonomy places the organism in Eukaryota, Metazoa, Chordata, Lepidosauria, Squamata, Sphaerodactylidae. Gene Ontology annotation, cellular component: cytoplasm; membrane-bounded organelle. Gene Ontology annotation, molecular function: N-acylphosphatidylethanolamine-specific phospholipase D activity; zinc ion binding.
GGUCGAGCUCCUUGUGCCGGCAUUAGGGCAGGGUCGGGAAGCGAGAGGGAAAGGCUGAGGAGGCAGGACAUCAGUCCAGAAGAGGAAGAGUGUCGCGGCCCAUGGUGAGGCGCACGACGUGGUGGAGCUGCUGUGUCGAGCUCUUGUCGCCACCCUCCGUAGCCUGCGGGAGGCCGGAGAACCAGCAGCUGCAGCAGCGCCGCUGUGGUUAGAGAGCCCGACGGCGGCAGGCAGAAGCACCACCGGCUGGACUCGCAGCCCCGUCAUGGACGACGAUGAAGAAGAAACACCCCAGGAAAGCUCUUCACUGAAAGAAAUGGAUGAGGAACAGCCUUCGUCUGCUUGUAGUCAAUAUCCUAAAGAAGCUUUAAGGAAACGACAGCAUUCAAAUCAGGGUUCCCAAGGCAGUGAUUCUUCUCGAGCAUCCCGCAAGAGCUUCCGACUAGAUUACAGGUUGGAGGAAGAUGUCACAAAAUCGAAGAGAGGUAAAGAUGGGAGGUUUGUCAACCCGUGGCCAACAUGGAAAUCACUGUCUUUUCCUAAUAUUCUGAAGUGGGUUCUUACAGAGAAGAACAACAGCAAGGUUCCUUGUUCAAAGCAGGAACUUGACAGAGAGCUUCCAGUACUGCAGCCAUACUUUAUCCAAAACCCAGAGUUAGCUGGAAAGACUGGAGCUGGUAUGCGAGUCACAUGGCUGGGACAUGCCUCAUUAAUGGUGGAAAUGGAUGAGCUUACAUUUCUGACUGACCCCAUCUUCAGCUAUCGGGCUUCUCCCAUCCAGUGGAUGGGUCCUAAGCGUUUCCGAGGACCUCCAUGCACAAUAGAUGAGCUUCCCAAGAUAGACGCUGUGGUGAUUAGCCACAACCAUUAUGACCAUUUGGACUACAACACUGUGUUGCAUUUAAACACUCGUUUUGGAAGUGACUUGAGAUGGUUUGUGCCUUUGGGUCUCUUAGACUGGAUGCAGAAAUGUGGCUGUGAGAAUGUCAUUGAACUGGACUGGUGGGGAGAAAACUGUGUUCCUGGUCAUGAUGCAGUCACAUUUGUUUUCACUCCUUCCCAACACUGGUGCAAGAGAACUGCCACUGAUGACAACAAAGUUCUCUGGGGAAGCUGGUCUGUCUUAGGACCUUGGAAUAGGUUUUUCUUUGCAGGAGACACUGGCUAUUGUGUUGCAUUUGAAGAGAUAGGGAAAAGAUUUGGGCCUUUUGAUCUUGCUGCUAUUCCCAUCGGAGCAUAUGAACCAAGGUGGUUUAUGAAAUACCAGCAUGUGUCCCCUGAAGAAGCUGUAAGGAUUCAUACAGAUGUUCAAGCAAAGAAGUCUGUUGGAAUUCACUGGGGAACCUUUGCUUUAGCCAAUGAGUAUUACUUGGACCCUCCAACUAAACUGAAGGAAGCUCUUGAGAGAUAUGGGCUGCAAACUGAAGAUUUCUUUGUCUUAAAGCAUGGAGAAUCCCAAGAUUUAAAUAUCAGUGAUAAUGGAUUUGAAUAAAAAUACAAACAUCAAACUGUUUCUUAUACUUCUUGACUGGAAGCAAAAAAAAUUAAUAUCUUUUUGUAGAAAUUUAAACUGGGUUUUUAAAACAUCAGGUAUGCUAGUUAUCUAACAGUCCCUUGAAGCAUACAUAUCAGACUAAUAGUAAAAUUGCAUCUUUUUAACAAACUGAAUGAAAUUAUACAACUGGGUGGUGUUAAUUUGAACAGAAAUGCAUUGUAAAUAAGCCCACAAAUUGCCAUUUGGUCUGUUUCCACAGGGGUUAUUCAUGAAUCUCCUGCAGUUUCCCCCUACUUUUCUCUGAUCUUUCUGAGCUGUGAUUUUUGGGAAGGAUCACUGUAAAGCCCGGGUGGCUGUUGUGCGGAUGAUAAAAUUUUAAUUUUCCUGUCCACAUGGCCCUAUUGCAGCCAUUUUCUCUCCCAGCUGGUAGAGGGCUUUUUGUUGUUGGGGGGAGUUUUGUAUCAGUGUAGCCUUGCAAUAAAGAUGCGUAACAGAUUCCCCGAAUUCCCCGCUUUAAAGGGGUGGGUAGGUGGGUUGCAACUGACUUUUUCAAAAAUGGGGGGGGGGGGGGUUGAAAGCAGGAAAUUCAGGGAACCUGUUGCGCAUAUUGUGAUAUAAAGCUAUGUUGAAAUCAGUUGCUGAUUUUUUAGUAUUGGAAAAAUCCCCAGUAGCUCAAAGGAGAGGGGGUUGGCCACUGCUAGGGGACUGACCAGGGAAACUGUGUUGAAACCGGCCAUGUAAAAACCCGUUGCCUCUCCACUGUAUCAGCAGCCGCACCAGCAGCAGAGAAACCACACAAGCCUGUCCCUGUGUGGAGGCCAGCUUUAUCUUUAAAAAUAUGAAUUUGUCUAAAUAGCAAUAUGCUGGGGAUUGCAUAUCAGCUGAUAGGGCAUGCCCACUCAGGUCUUUUUUUGAUACUGAUACUGUCAUUUCCAGCACUGAAUGGCAACAUUAUUAAGUUUUCCCUCCCAACCAAAACAGACUGACUGGCUCAGUGCUGGAGUAGUCCUGAAAACCAAGGUAGAAGCCCUAUGUGCAUGUGUGCACUUGAUGCAUGAGGGCCACAGCCACAAGCAGGUAAUUUUUAUAGAAUUCUGCAUACAUUUGUACCCAAAUGCUGUGGUAGUGGAGCAAAAUCUUCCUCAACAGCAGGCUAGCUUGCAUGUACUGAAAAGCAUAAGUCUCAGCCCAUAAAGCCAUAUAUGCACUUAAUGACCAUGACUUGCGGAGCCAUUUCCUGCCAGAAGGGGAGGCCACAGGUAUUCUUUCACCUGCUUUCCUCCCAAUCAUACAAUUAAUGGAGGACAGCGUUUCAGUCGUUCCUGUUGAAAAGUAUGGCUCCUGGGUAUCCAUAGCUGGGCACUGGCCUUGCUUUUGCAUCCUAACAGCAUUUCCUUGAUUGUAGGAUCUAACUCUAUAAAGGAAGCCACAGCCCUCAGUUUGCAAGACAUGAACAAAUCUGUUAAAGAUGAGACAUUCUGGAGGACAUUGAUUCAUAGGGUCACGAUGAGUCAGAAGCAACUUGACAGCACUUCACACACAUGUGCACGCACACAGGUUCCACUCAGAUCUGACAGCAUUUCUGGUAACUGUGCUUAAGAUAACUUGAGUUUACAAUCCACUAUACUGUAAAAAAGACACAAAGCCAAGCCUAGGCAGGUUAUUCAGAAGAAAGGCAAAAUUCAGUUGGACUUGCUCCCUGGUGAACAUAUUUAAGAUUGCACCAUUUGUUUUUUUUACAGAAUGAAGGGUGCUUCAAUCCAGAUUACUGGGCUUGAUUGGUUUUUGUAUUAGGCUGUAAUUUAAGAAUCAUUGAGUAUUCCAUCUGAAAGAUAAUGGCGCUACCCAGAUGGAAAAGGUUUGAAUCUUAAAACUGGCAUUUUAGCUGCAUUGUAAAUGGGAAUAAAUGUAUUAUUGUAGCCUUCGGGCAGUCCUCCAUCCCCUUUCCUCCUCUCAGCAGAUUACUCAUUUUGAGGACAUGUCCUGUGCCUUCAAAACUAUUGAAAACAUAGGAGUUUUGAGACAGUCUUCCAACAGUUACUGCUAAAGCACAUUUCAAACAAAAUACUGAUUUUUACUGAAUGUGUGUACAUUUUCAAACAAAAAUGUAAGAUAGAGAAGUUUUAAAAUGAUCUAAUGACGUGUGCCUUUUAAAAAGUACUAAAACUUGCCUCACUCAUGUAUUUUUACUCCUGGCCAGAGUCUCUGGACCGGCAUUGUAUUGUUGUUAUGAAAUUAUUUUUUGUUUGUUUCUUUUCGUUGGUUGAGAUUUCCUUUAGUUGGUUGAGAUUCUUUUGGUGAUAUAAACAGAAAGUCUUUAAUGUAUGAGUUUGGAAUCUGGUGACUACUCCAUAUAAGGGGUAAUAUUUUAAUUAAAUAAUUGGUGUAACUGUAAUAGUGGAAUGAAUAAUGAAUGGAAUUAUAAUUAAAACUAUACAUAUAUAUUUAAAAAUGAAAUUGCUCUUUAUUAAAAGUCUGAAUACUUGUUUGAGAAAUUGUUUUUUAAAUAAUGUCUAUAUAACUGAAACCAUUGGUUGUUUGUUCUCUUUGUUUAGUCUUUGUUUAGCUUACCCCCCCCCCCCUUUGCUUUGUUCCCUGAUGCACUCACAUAACUGGAAGGGUGCAAACACAAUGUAUUACCAGAAUGAUGUGCUAAAUGUGUAAAGACUGCUUAUGGAACUGAAAGCAUGUUGACUUCAUUUAACAUUGUAAAAUAGGGUCAAAUAAACUUGUGUCAAAUCGUAAAACUAACAAAAUAAAGGUUAAAGCUUUUUCUCAGAAA